Molecule: messenger RNA, 1144 nt
Organism: Polyodon spathula (Mississippi paddlefish)
Lineage: Eukaryota; Metazoa; Chordata; Actinopteri; Acipenseriformes; Polyodontidae
Product: ARL14 effector protein-like
Exons: 4
Coding region: 214-1005 (263 amino acids)
Cellular component (GO): intracellular membrane-bounded organelle
Source: RefSeq, a predicted model, not a curated record
UGCGCCUCAACUCGAGUUUUGGAAAAUUCAGGCUAACCCGGGAGCACUUGAGUACACUCGAGUUGGCUUGACUGGAAACCGUGGUCUCAUCUCCAUAUUGGUUGACUACAUAGGAACUUCAGACUGGACAGGAUUUGGGGAGUUUAAUUGCAGAAAAAGCAAACAAACCAAACCUAAAAAAAAACCCCAAAAUAUUCUAGUUCUAGAACAGUCAUGGCUGAUCUGGAACCCUGCACUGUGGGAGUACAGCUUCAAGCAACUCACGACUGCCACAAGACUUUCUACUGCCGCCAGACGGGCUGCAAAGCUCUGCGUGAGAUGUCACCCAGCAACGCAUUGCUGCUGCAGCUCAGGACCGGCAUUAUGAGCCUCACAGAGAGCGACAGUGUGUGUUUUCACCACGAGAAGGUCUAUGUGGAUCGCUAUGAGGACCUGCAGAAGGCCUGCUGCGAUCCCUUCAAUACUCACAAGAAAGCAAUAAAGAAAGGGCUGAAGCCUCUCGAUGUGGAUGAAGCCACGUUUCUGAGCGAGAAGUUUGCAAGGCACUUAGUGCCGGGCUGGAAACUGUGUUUCAGGUGUUCACAGCUGCUGACUGGCUACUGCAACCUUGACCCUGAUGCAGGACAGAGAAAGACACGCAAUAGUGAAGGACGGACCGCUAAGGCCUUGAAGUCACUUCAGUUUGCCAACCCAGGGCGCCAGACUGAGUUUGCUGCGGAGCCCGGUCGAAGAGAUAAGAGAAGACUGCAGCCCAACAAAACAGCAACCAACGCAGACAGGCAAACAAUUGCAAAGAGUAAAGUGUACGACAGCGCAGGCCUGCUGAUUUCAAGUGGCUUGGAUUUGUGUGAUUGUCUGGAUGAAGACUGCCUGGGCUGCUUCUACCCCUGCCCCGAAUGUGGGUCCCGUAAGUGUGGCGUCGAGUGCCGCUGCGAUCGUAAGUGGCUGUACGAACAAGUGGAAAUCGAAGGCGGGGAGAUUAUCCGAAAUAAGCAUGUGGGCUAGGUCUCAGGAGAUGGUUGUGCUGUACUGCACUGUGGAUCCUCCUAUGGUGGACUUGUGUUUCGAUUUUUAUUGUAAUGUUCUUCUCAGUGUUAGUUUAUUUUGAAAGAAACAAAAAUACAUAAAUGCUGUCUUUUUCUUU